UUCCACCAUGGCGGACGUUCAGCCACCUCCUUUCAGGUCUAUGGAUGAUUUUAUUUUGGGCUCGGCCCGGUUCGCAGCUCCGGAUUUUCGGGAUCUGGAAAGGUGGAAUAACCGAAUCAUCAACAAUUUGCUUUAUUAUCAGAGUAAUUAUUUUGUGUCAGCGCUUGCAUUUCUUUUAAUUGUUGGGUACUUCCAACCUGUCAAAAUGAUUCUUGGUGGUGCAGUGGUGACAUUAGUGUUUCUUGGAUUCAUCUGGGCAGCAGAGAAUAAAGCUGUGGUCCGCCGUUUCCGUAGGAAUCACCCCAAAGUUGGAGUGAUAGCCAUUAUGGGCUUCAGCUACCUCCUCAUGCACAUGCUGGGUGGUGUUGCAGUAUUUCUCUUUGGGAUUACAUUCCCUAUACUAUUGGUCCUCAUCCAUGCAUCUCUGCGGCUGCGUAAUCUGAAAAAUAAACUAGAGAACAAGAUUGAGAGUAUUGGUCUGAAGAGAACUCCAAUGGGUAUUCUUUUGGAAGCUUUGGGCCAGGAACAGGAAGCAGGCUCUUAAAAAGAGAGGUGUUUGUGAGUACAGACAUAGAGAGAGAGAGAGGGAAUGAGCGCAGGUGCAAGACCCCGGUGGUUUGAAAUGUGACUUUUUGAAUUGGGUUGUAUUUGGAAUGGGCUGCUAUCAUGGACACUCCAAUCAUUCUUAGUAAAGAGAAGGAACCAGAACUGCCCAGAGAGAAGGUGAAUGAAUUACCAUUUGUACCCUCUGUCAGUUAAAGUAGUGGGGCGGGGGGUGGUAAUGGAUGAUAUGACCUAUAUUAUCUUCCGGGAAUUAUUUUGACAGAACAUGAAGUUUGACAUCAUGAUGAAGUUAAUUGUUUUCAUUAAAUAAAGAGUGUUUACAGGUGGCAUACAAGAGAAAUCUAUACAGUAUUUACAUAUUCAGUCUGUGGAUAUUUGCACUAAAGUAUAAUAAGCAGGUUUGCUAAUUUUGCAAUUCUGCAAUUUGUCAGCAAUGAUUUAGAUAACUUUCCCCAGCAAAUUUCUAUUCAGUUCAUCCUUUACUGUUGUAUCUUUCACACUGGCAUAUAAUUUGCCAUUUCAGCUUUAGCUUAGUGUAUGCUGUUGGCUAAUAGUUUAAAUGAGAAGAGAUGCACUGGUUGGUUACAUUGCACUUUAUAUUUAUAUACCAGGUGGAUAAGAGUUAGUAGCUGAAGGAAAAACAGCCCUCUAAAUCUCUCUUAGACAUAAUAUAUUUGUUUUGUAUAAUCCAAUAAAAAUGGAGCUGGCUUUCUCCCAAAAUUCCCUACCAUUUCAAGGGGAGCUCUGACAGAGCUGUCAGCCUUCUUAUUUUUUUCACACAAACUAGUUAAUUUUCUUCUGCUUCCAACUUCCACGUUUUUUGUUUGUUUUUUUUUUUGCAGAGGAGUGGCAGGAGACAGGUUUUAUACAGUUUUUCAACAUUAAAAAGAAGUCUAGGAUGAGCACAGCAGAACUACUGCCCAUCACUUUUACUGCGUCAUUAAAACUAUUUUUAGUUUUGCAAGGAGUGGAGAGCAAGGAUUAUUCAAAAAUAAUUAAUCUAUACAACCUUUAAGUUAUUUGACCUUUCUGUGCAAUUCUGCUGAUACAGUAUCACUCUGAACAAAAAAAAUAGCAUCAUUUUAGUUAAGGUGAAUGCAUAAAUUGUGAGAUUACUUCUUUGAUUUUUCUUUCUUUACUUUUUUCUCACUACCUGCUAUUGGACAGAACAGCUUCUAAUUCAUAAAUAAUAUUUACUAAUUAUGAGACUUGUUUAAAAAAGUUUUUAAUUUUAAAAUAUGUGCAAUAGUGGCUAUUGAUUAUGGGAGGUCAAUUUUUAGAUAUUUUUAAAAAUUAGAAUAAAAGCCAUAGAAAGCUGCUUAAGGUGAACAAGGGGCUAAAAAAAUGGCAUUGUCUAUAUUCCAGAAAAAUGGCAUGGUGUAUUCUCAUCCUUAGGUAACAAUAUUCUUUUUGGAAGAACAGCAAUGUAAUCUGUGUUCCCUAGAUAACCGUUAACUGUAUAUAGCACAAGUGGUAAAGCAUAAACUGGACUAUCUGUAUAAUGCAGACUGCUUUCCAUCCACUACACUUGAUUUGAAAUGUGUACUUCUCUUUAUAGCAUUUGUGGUCAACAAUCAGUCACUGUUUAAGAGAGCUGGGCACUUGGCAUAAACCUGAGAAAGAAUGAAAUUUGUCUUGUUAAACUGAAAUUAUGAAAACAAUUCAGUAAGUGUUGGAAACUGGGUUUAGUAUAGGAAUGGAUAAUAAGGCCAAUCAAACCAACUUUUAGGUAAUAAGUGACAAAUAUAUUCUGCUCUGUUGCUUACCCCACAUUGUUUAUAGUGUUGGCAAAGAAAAUAUUUUAAUCUCAUAUUUUUAUAGCUAAUGGAGAACACAAAAAUACCUUAUAGUUCUUCUUUCAGCUGCUCCUGUUAGGGGUCACCACAGCGGAUUAUCUUCUUCCAUGUCUUCCUGUCCUUUGCA
Polypterus senegalus (gray bichir) is the source of this 2487-nucleotide messenger RNA. It is a transcript of the gene praf2, whose product is annotated as PRA1 domain family, member 2. Gene Ontology annotation, cellular component: membrane. NCBI's taxonomy places the organism in Eukaryota, Metazoa, Chordata, Cladistia, Polypteriformes, Polypteridae. The transcript has 3 exons. The coding region runs from base 8 to 544 and encodes 178 amino acids. The record is from RefSeq and is a predicted model, not a curated record.